AUGUCCAUGUCCAUGUCGCAGCUCGUCGCCCAUAGACCCGAUUUGCUUGCUGCUAAGCGCAAUCCCCAGCCUCUUGAGCCCCAUAUCCAGCCUCGCCAAUUCCAUUGCCCAGUGUCUGGCUGCGAUCUCGAGUUCGACUCGGACCUUGCCCUCAAAGACCACCAACACUCACCCCAUGCACGUGGGCACUGCAUAGUCAGCAAGGACCCGUUCACCUGCAAAUGCAGCCAGGAGUUCGUCAAACUCUAUUCCCUGGAACGACACAUCCGAGAUUUCCAGGACUCCGUUCCCGCAUUCUCAUGCAACGAAUGCAACCUGCACAAGGGCAAUGAUGGCUUCAAGCGAAAGGACCACCUUGUUCAACACCUUCGGGUCUUUCACAAAUACGGACCCGAGGCGCUUGCGGUGCAAUUCCCUCCUCGCAAAGCUCGACUGUACUCCAUUGCAGUCUGUCAUGUCAAAGGAUGUCAGCACUAUCGCGAGCCAUCGUUCACCGAGUUGGGUCACAUGGAGUAG
This is a messenger RNA of Anthostomella pinea, 516 nucleotides long. NCBI's taxonomy places the organism in Eukaryota, Fungi, Ascomycota, Sordariomycetes, Xylariales, Xylariaceae. The record is from the annotation of a GenBank genome assembly.